Molecule: messenger RNA, 2751 nt
Organism: Stylonychia lemnae
Lineage: Eukaryota; Ciliophora; Spirotrichea; Sporadotrichida; Oxytrichidae
Source: the annotation of a GenBank genome assembly
AUGAUAUUCUAGUUAAGAUGGUAGCCUGUGGCAGAAGGACUGGGUAUAUUUUAUUUGGCAAUGGAGAGCUAUAUUCUUUUGGAGAGGGUAAUAUAUCAAGAAUAUCUUAUUAAACAACAAUCAGGAACUCAAGGACAAAUUGGCAAUGGUAACACAGUGUAUAAAGUCAAAAGCCUUGAGAAAGUAAUUGGAUUUGACAAUAAAAUCAAGUUCAUCACUUCUGGGAGGUCACAUUCAAUUGCAAUUGAUGAAAUGAAUGAGUGUUAUUCUUGGGGCUGUGGAAAAUAUGGCAAAUUAGGACAUUAAGAUUAAGUAGACCAAUUAAAACCCAAGAGAAUAAACCAUUUUAUGGCUGGUAAAAAGUCAUCGAGAUAGCUCAGAAACUAUGACUAGGAUGAAGAAGGUAAUAGCAUGGAUGAAAAAGAUAAAUAGAGAGUAGCAUUUUCCUCUCAGAUUACAUAUGGCUCAUGUUCCAAAAGCUGCUCAUUCAUGAUUCAGAAAGGCAAAGUGUGGACAGUCGGCAGAAAUCAUUAUGGAAUGUUAGGAUACCAAGUGCUCUACAACCAGCCAUUUAUCCAAGAAUUAAAGUAAAUCAUUUCUCUAGGAUUACAGAAAAUUCACAUUGAAGGGAUAUCUGCAGGCUAGAACCACUGUCUUGCAUGGACAUAAAACGGUAAACUUUAUUCUUGGGGGAAAUAUGGAGAUGGAUGCCUUGGAUAUAUGGACAAAACAAUUGGAGGAAAUUAUAUUCAGAGCGAGCCAAAGUUAAUUGAAGGAUUACUUUAGUUUGAUAUCAGUAAUGCAGUUGCAGGAAAUAAGCACUCUUUGGCAUUGACUAAUUGUGGCAAAGUGUUCUAAUGGGGAAAAGGAGUAAGAGAUAUGAGAUCUAGUUUAACUGACUUUUUUGAACCUCAAAACGCCUUUGAUUAAUCCAGAUUCAAAGGAUUGGAUCUUUUCUUUACGAGUAUCUCCAGCGGAUCAACACACUCAGCAGCAGUUACGUCCUCAGGAACUCUCUAUAUGUGGGGUGAAUCAACUGAUGGCUGCCUUGGAAGACCUCCUCCUGAAUCAAAUCCCAAAUAAAUUUCCUUAAUGCCUCUUGAAGUAGACUUUUUUGGCGAUAAAAGAGUAACAAAUUUAUUAUUUAUUCUAUCAUAGGUACAUUAAGUAGCUUGUGGAGAAAAAUUUACCCUUGCAAUUACUCUCGACAGAAGAGACCAAAUGUUAUUAGCUAAGAAAAAUUAAGAAGAAUAAAAGACACACAUAAGCACAGCUUUGAAAAAGAAACUUCUUAGAAGGGUUUCUUUCAAGUAAAUUAAAAUUCAUUUCAAAGUAAUCUAUAGUCGUGUUCGCCAUGAAUACACAGUGCAAAAUAAAAGAAAUAGUUCAAGAAGAGAUGUGAUGACAGCGAUGACAUCAAGAUAGCAACUGCCUUAAAAUGAAUUUGUUGAAAAGUUUACCGACUGCUUCUCUCAAUACCUGAAUAAAAAUAAUGAUUUAGUGGAAUAAAUUAGGCAAAGUAGAGCUAAGACACCAUUUUCUAAUACCUCGAGAUUUGAAAGAUCAUCAAACCCAUUAUCAUUACCUUUAGAAAAUUAGUCGCAAAGGACUCGACAAUACUUUGACUAACUACUUGGAUCAACUUCAAAAUCCUAAUUGAAAGAUAAAAAGCGUGAAUCAGACAGCACAAGCUAGAGAGAUGACAUAUUCUAUAAGCAACCAUCAAAGCUUUUGCAGAGAAGAAUAAAAAAUAAACAAAUUUUACUUUCAGAAUCGUUGAACUUUAACAACAAAGACAGUAACAAAGAACUAGCUUAGAUGUUCAAUUUCAAGCCUUAAACUACUUCAUCAUUAUCUAAAACGCAAAGUGGGAAGGCAUAAAUCAAAGACUUAAUUUAAAAUCUGUAUGAGUCUAACUAAGAGACUAUUUAUGAUGAUGUGAAUGAAAAUAUCGCAAAGAAAUAUAAUGAGAAUUCUCUGCAAUAGACGAAUUUUUAUUACUACAAUAUUAUCCAGAAUAGAGAGGAGUUUAAUCAGGAACUGAAAUUUCAAAAGCAAAAAGAAGUAGCUUAGUAGCAUAGUUUGACCAAAGCUUCCAAGAUCUUUAACUAACUUGCGACUAAUGGUUAAAUUCCAAUCCCUCAAGAUGAUAUAUCACCUGAAAAAUCAGGAAAAGUAAAAUCAGCUAGAACAAUGCCAGCCUAAUUUUCUAAUAGAAGAAAAAGUGCAGAUCUUAAUUCGUAAUUUGAUUUCAAAAACAUUAAUCCAGGCACUUUAACUUAAAGAAACAACACAAUGUAUAAUAAUCCUAUGUCAAGAUCUCAGAAUUUCAGAUCUCAGUUCUAAAGAUACAAUCAAUAGUAAAAUCCUAAUAUCGCUAAUAAGGAGAGAAUCAAUUAGCUCAUUAAAAUGAAAGAGGACAUUGAAAUGCAGAGUCUUUCUCUAAAAAAGAUUAUGAUGAUGAAUAAAUUAGAGGAAGUCAAUAAGAGAAAGGAAAAUAUUCUGAUUAGAAAAAAAGCUGAGGCUGUUAAAUAGUCUAUUUGUAGGUAUGGAUUCAAGAGAACUAUUGAGGAUGCACAAGAAUUCAAAUAGGAGAUUGAUGAUAAUGUAAAGUAUGAAAUGCUGAAAAUUCAAAGGGAAAUCGUAGCAAAGUGGUUAAAGAUCAUUAUGACUAAUGAAAUUAUCAAGCAACUCAAUAAUGAAUUCAGAAAGAGAGUUGAAAUUAAGUAUAAGAAUCGUAGAAAAAGAUGA